This is a messenger RNA of Ictalurus furcatus (blue catfish), 4648 nucleotides long. It is a transcript of the gene ppt2b, whose product is annotated as palmitoyl-protein thioesterase 2b. The transcript is spliced from 8 exons. The record is from RefSeq and is a predicted model, not a curated record. Gene Ontology annotation, molecular function: thiolester hydrolase activity. Gene Ontology annotation, cellular component: lysosome. The coding region runs from base 197 to 1084 and encodes 295 amino acids. NCBI's taxonomy places the organism in Eukaryota, Metazoa, Chordata, Actinopteri, Siluriformes, Ictaluridae.
UUGACAGAAAUGAAAUAAAAGCAGAGGAAGUGAAGGCGUGCAGGAGGAAUAGGGUUUAUUUGUGAUGUUUAAUCCAGCUGAAACGCAGAAAGUAAACACUCUGCGUUAGAUAUUUUUUAAAUUAUCUUUAGAUAUUUUUUAAAAUUGAUUUAGAAUUAUUAUAGAAGUAAAUCGGUUUUAAUUUUAUUUGCUAAGCAUGAAGAGGCUGGGUUUAGGAGGCCAGUGUUCUGGGAGCUCAGGGUUAGUGUGGUUAUUAUUGUGCAGUGUGUGUGUGCUGGGAUAUAAACCUGUCAUUAUUAUUCAUGGACUGUUCGACACUCCUGCUGAUUUCAUCAACCUCAGACUAUACAUCAACCAGACUCACCCCGGGACGAACGUGACGGUUAUAGACCUGUUUGACCGCACAGCCAGUCUGGAGCCGUUGUGGAAGCAGGUGGCGGGCUUUAAGGAGGCCAUUUAUCCCAUAAUGCAGAACUCUGCAGACGGAGUUCACCUCCUCUGUUACUCACAAGGAGGGUUGAUAUGUCGAGGAAUCCUGUCUACACUGAAUGAUCACAACGUUCACUCCUUCAUCUCUCUCUCCUCCCCUCAGGCCGGACAGUAUGGAGACACGGACUAUCUGAAGUACUUAUUCCCCAAGUUUGUCAAGUUCAACCUCUAUCGCCUGUGUUACAACGCUGUGGGCCAGAGGAUCUCCAUCUGCAACUACUGGAACGACCCUCAUCACAGAGACAUGUACGUGAACACCAGUGAUUAUCUUGCACCGCUGAACAACGAGAGGCCGCAUCCCGAAUCAGCAGUGUGGAAACAGAACUUCCUGCGUAUUAAAAAGCUGGUGCUGAUUGGUGGACCAGACGAUGGUGUCAUCACGCCGUGGCAGUCGAGUCAGUUCGGUUUCUAUGAUGAUAACGAGACGGUCGUGGAGAUGAAAUCUCAGGAAAUGUUUCUGAGGGACUCAUUCGGUCUGAAGUCUCUGUACGCUAGAGGAGAUCUGGAACUGUGCUCGGUGGCCGGGGUACAGCACAUCUACUGGCACUCCAAUGAAACUGUAUACAAGAGCUGCAUUGAAAAAUGGCUCACAUAAACACACACACAGUCACACACACACAUACACACACACACAUACACAUACACAGAUAUUGAGACUAUUUUUACAUACAGGAUUAACAUUUUUCUAUCAAACAAAUGAUCAUCAGCUGCGUUUGUUCCACUUCAGUGUUGCUCCGAGUCACAGCAGCACUUUAUCUCUUUUACUUGCUCGUGGGUGUGUGCGCGCGCGUACAUGACGCACACGGUUCAUCGCUCAGGCCUGCUCAGCUUUGUACUGACGCUUAAAUACAUACACACUCUGUAAAUACCUUUUAUUCGUUUAUACACUCGCACAAAGCACUACACAAUGCAAACCAGUGCCUCAAAGACGUUUCUGAUCACUUACAAAAGAGUUGCUGAUAAAGAAAUUUUAAAAAGGGGGCGGGUUUUUAACCUGUACGUCUUGUUUCUGGGUGAAUAGGGGCGGGGCUUAAUCUAAAUUUAAUCACAAACUUUAUGAGCUGAAGAUCAUCAAAAAGUCAUCAUACCGCUUAGCAUAAACCACUGCAGCGAUUAGUUAAGCUACCUGAACACAGCACAGCGAUCAAAUUGAAGUUAAGCCCCGCCCCUGCUUGACCGUCUUUCACCCGAAAUCAGGACGCGAGUUUUAUUUUUAAGCCUUUAUUUUUAAAUCAGCCUCGCUUUGUUUAUUUUAUUUAAUUUUAUUUAUUUUUAAAGGAGCAAUACGAUGUGAAAUGCAAAUCUAAAAUGUUGCAUAUUGCUCCUUUAAUCUCCCACAACAUGAAGGAAUUGUGGGUAUUGUAGUCCGGUUGCAGUACGACUCGUUGCCUUGUAUUUGAUUGUUUGUACUAGUUUUAUCCUUUAACUGUGGAUAUUGGACUACAUGGAAUGACAUCGUUUAAGUCCGUCCCACUAUCUAUUUUUAAAGCAGCAAUAAGUCAGAUUGUGCCACGUUAAGAGAAAAAUAUUUUGGAAUCGGACGCACUUACACAGUGUGCACGUUGGUUUAAAUUCGAAUGCUUUGAAAAUCGUGAUACUACAAUGUUGCAUAUUGCUCAUUUAUUCUCCCACAACAAGGAAUUGUGGGUAAUGUAGUCCGUUUGCAGUAAGAAUCAUUGCCUUAUGUUUCAUUAUAUUUGUACAUAUUUUAUCCUUUAACUGUGUUAUAGUAGACUUCAUGUAGCUAUACGAUGAAGAUGGGGAAGGAAUGUAAAAGACUGUAAUAAAGGGAAGAGAUGAUAACAUGAUAAAAUAGUACUGAGGGAUAUACACAUAGAUGCUCAGGUUUACCUACUGGUUUUAAUCCUUUGUCUACUUGUUUUCAUAUUAAAGCAACGAUAAGUAAAAUCGACAACUAUUAAUAUCACUUAGCAGUUGUAAGAGUAGGCUUUUAGAUGAGAAUAAGAUGUGAGUUUAUUCCUACAAUAUUACAGUGGUAUAAAAAGCCAUGUAACUAUUAAAUGUUGCAUAUUGCUCCUUUAACAGCACGCAACAGGGAAGAAUUGUGGGUAUUUUCGGCAUGCGUCAAUAGUGUAGUUUCAUAUCAUACAGUAGUAACUGUUUAAGGUUGUAUCAGUAUAUGAUAUUAUAGCAUAUAUUGUAGCAGUCAGUGAUGUUAUUUUAUCUUUUCUAACUGAAUCAUGGGAUUGUUUUCUUAGAGACAGACUCAUCCUUCAAAUUUGUCCAAAAUAAGGGCCCUGUGUUCACACCAGCAGCAAGGCGUCAUAAAAAAAUCACACUGGUAGCUGGCGAUUACAGUGAAAAAGAGGCGGAGCAACUAGCUGCGAUGCAAAUUAUGCAAAAGAUUUAAUCACAAUUAAACUUUACACAGAUAACGAGUUGUGGCAGUUCAGGUCCCAGCAUUUCCCUCCAGAGUGUUUAUUUUUUAAAGGAAAUGCAUCUGAUUCAUGGUCGAACUGGGUGGUACGUAUAUGCUCUGUAGCUAACUGUUAGGACCAUAUUCCCACGUUAAUAGUGUUACCAUAGCAACCGGCAAUGACCCCAAUGGUUUGAGAGACGACAUAGCGCUGCUGGUGAGAAGGCAGCGGUCUUGGGAAUGUGAACACUGCCUAGAACUGUAACCUCUUCCGAAAUGGAACACGACAACAAUAUUGUUUGCUGUGAAUAUCGCAAUAUUUCAUACGACAAGAUUAUCAGCACAUGUCUAUCGGUAUUCUAUAAGUUUAUUCUUUAGUCUGCUUGAAGGAAGUAAAGGGAAGGUAACGGGUAUCGUAGAUAUAUCGGAUCCUGAUUACACGGUUUAUGAUAUCUUCAUGGUUAUUUAGUUUGUGACACGAAACACGAGGCGCUAAGUAAGGACCCUAGGAAGACUGCCUCAAAUUCUACCUACAUUGCCUUGCAUAAGUAUUCACCCCCCUUGAACUUUUCCACAUUUUGAUGGGACAACCAUAGCCUGGACACUCCACAAAGCCAGUUUUAUUAUUAUUAUUUAGAAGAAGGAAUUCAUUACUGAAAAACAAAGCAAGAUGAAAUUCCAUCUGGUGACUCAGCAGACACGUGGACAAAUGUUCUCUGGGUUUAUAAGAACAAAUUUGAACUUUUUGGCGCUACAUUUAGUGGACACCCAACACUGCUGAUCACCAUCCCCACUGUGAAGCAUGGCGGUGUUAGCAUCGUGUUGUUGGCAUGCUAUUCAUUGUCAGAGACUGGGAAACUGUUCAGGGUUCAUGAGGAAAACCUGUACCAGUCUGCAAGAGACUUGAGAUGGGGGCGGAGCUUCGCCUUCCAGUAGGACAAUGACCCUAAGGAUCCAGCCAGAGCUACAUUGGAGUGGUUUAACGCCACGAACCUGAUGUGUUCGAACGGUCCAGUCAAAGCCCAGACCUCAGUCUGAUUGAGAAUCUGUGGCAAAACGGCUCUUCGUUAAUGAUGGUCUCUGUUCAGUCUUACAGAUCUUGAGAAAUGUUGCUAAGAAGAAUUGGCAAAAAACAUCAGGAUCCAGAUGUUCAAAGCUUAUCGAGACAUAGGCCUAGCUGUAAUUGCAGCCAAAGGUGAUGACCUGGGGGGGGUGAAUACUUAUGCGAGGCACUGUAUUUGUGCUAUUUAUCUAAUAUCUAAUCGCGAUGUAUCGUAACAUUUGUUUGAUUGUUCACACAUACCUCACUCAUCACAGUGUGUCAAAGCCUCAGGUGGACGACGAUCUUCCACAAUCUUCACACGCCAAAAGUCUCGGCUGACUACAUUUAUGGUAAAAAUUUCACAAUUCUAAUGUUUUAUUAAUGUCUGGAUGCAUAAGAGACGCACCAGGUUUUAACAGUGUAAUAGAUUUAUGGGAUUUUAGCGUUAUUAGGUGAAUAAGGGAGUGAGAUAUGAGUAAAAUGUUUUUAAAUUUUUAAGAAACGGUGUCUUAUGUGAUUAAACAAGGCAGUAUCGGAUGUGUGGUUUGUUUGUUGCUUUAUCUCAUAUUUGUCUGCAUUGAACUCAUAUGGAACUCAUUUUUUAAAAAAGAUUUUUAUUUAAGGACUAAGUGGAGAUGAUGGGACUUAUUCUGUUAUUCUGAUCUCAUUACUAAAUCCACUGGAGUGUUCAGUUCUUAAAUCCUUGAAACAUGAAAUAAAGAAACUGUUUUCAACACUAA